Molecule: messenger RNA, 5307 nt
Organism: Prinia subflava (tawny-flanked prinia)
Lineage: Eukaryota; Metazoa; Chordata; Aves; Passeriformes; Cisticolidae
Gene: TACC1
Product: transforming acidic coiled-coil containing protein 1
Exons: 13
Coding region: 101-2434 (777 amino acids)
Biological process (GO): cerebral cortex development; mitotic spindle organization; cell population proliferation
Cellular component (GO): cytoplasm
Source: RefSeq, a predicted model, not a curated record
GUGGCGCGGUGCGGGGGCGGCCCGGGCGGAGCGGAGCGGAGCGGGGCCAUGGGGGCGGCGGCGCGGCCGCAGUGAGCGCGGCGGGAGCGCGGCGGGGCCGAUGGCGUUCAGCGCCUGGCAGAUCCUCUCGCCGGUGCAGUGGGCCCGCUGGACGUGGUCGGCGGUGCGGGGCGGGGGCAGCCCCGAGGAGGGGGACGGCGGGGCCGGUGCUGCCGAGGAGGAUGAGGAGGAGGAGGACCAGGACCCGCCGGCGGGGGGCCCGGCCCUCGGCUUCAGCUCGGACUCCACUGAUAAUUUUGAGACCCCUGAAGCAGAAACACCAACCUGCUCGCCACUCAAGGAGUUCUGCGAGCCACCAGGAUCACCAGAGUCUGAGGCUGGGACCCAAGAGCCAGGUGGCCAUGGUGACCUGCUGGUAGGGGAAGCCCACUGGGACAGCUCGCCUGGGAAGCACCCCAAAGAUGAGGCUCAACCAGAGAUUGGAGCCCCUAAAGCCAGUUUGGAUGCUAAAGGGGAAGCUGACCCUGACAACUCGGCCCUGAUGCAGCCCUUGGCCAGGCUGGGCUGCAAGGCUGACCCUGGCCACGCUGCUGUGCCCACUGUGCAGCCAGCCCCUGUGCCCCAUGUGGGCACAGCCACCGGGGAGCAGGUCAUGCCAGGAGGGGACACGGUGGACACUGGCACGGGGCUGGUGGAGCUGAGGGCUGAUGCCCUGGCCCAGGAGCAGCUCGGGAAAGGGAAAACACCUUCACUGGGGAGGAGAACAGAUGAAACCACAGAGGAGACCCAAGCAUCCUACCCUGAGCAGCCUGGCAGGAGCGUGAACCCCCUUGUGGCAGAGGCCUGCCAGCUGCAGAGCUCUGCCCCUGCAGCCCCACAGCGCCUUCCCCAUCCUGGGGAUCUGGGGGGGGACCCGGCUCUGGAGGCCCCAGGGCAGGUCCCGAAACCUGGGGCUGAUUUUACAGAGGCUAGAGAGAAUGUGGAGGCCAAGCCAGCGUCCCCCAGGAGGGGCAGCAGGAUCCCAGCCAGCAAGCUGACACCGAAGAGACACAGAGAGUCCCCCAAGAAACUCGCUGAGGAUGUGGAGAGGGGUCCCACAGAGCCACCACCACCUCGGGGCUCGUCCCAGCUGGGUCCCUCGUGCUGGGACAGCCCCGGGCUCAACUCUGUCAGUGGCAGCUCAGCACUGCAGAAUUCUCCGGUUCUCCCCAAGGGCUCUUACCAGUUUGACCCCAGUAACUUUGACUCCACGGAUCCGUUCAAGCCCACCAAGACCCUUCCCAGCACCGACACUGACUCCUGCUCCACUGCAGACAACAGCCUCAAUGAAAUCCUCGAGUCCCAGAGCCUGGAGAUGCAGGAUGAUGCCCUGAGAGGCAGAGACUCCCCCAAGAAGCCCAAGUCACGACUGAUAACGAGCGGCUGCAAGGUGAAGCAGCACGAGGCGCAGCCCCUGGCCCUGGACAGCAGCACUCAGGAUGAAGGAGUGUUGAUCUCAGAAAUCCCAGACAUCACAAAUCGGGAUGGACGUGCCACUGAUGAGGAGAAGUUGGCCUCCACCACCUCCAUGCAGAAACCAGCCGGGCUGGAGAAGAAGGCCGAGCCAGAAGAUGACCUGGAGUACUUUGAGUGCUCGAACAUGCCCGUGUCAGCAGCAAAGCACAGGCCAGAGGCAGGUUUUGAAAAGGAGAUCUGCAAGCAGAUGGAAAAGGGAGGGCCUGGCAUCUUCCCUGACAAUCCCGGGCUGUGCUCCAUGGACAAGUGCCCCAGCGUGAGCAGGAGCGAGAGUCCCCUGGCUGGCAUCUGCCUCAGCGAGCCCGAGAAGGCGGCGGUGCUGACGCUCAUCCGAGAGGAGAUAAUCACCAAGGAGAUCGAGGCCAAUGAGUGGAAGAAGAAAUUCGAGGAGAGCCGGCAGGAAGUGCUGGAGAUGAGGAAAAUCGUGGCCGAGUAUGAAAAGACCAUUGCCCAGAUGAUAGAGGAUGAGCAGAGGACAAACAUGACAUCUCAGAAGAACCUGCAGCAGCUCACGAUGGAAAAGGACCAAGCUCUGGCAGACCUGAACUCGGUGGAGAGGUCCCUGUCAGAUCUGUUCAGGAGAUAUGAAAACCUGAAGGGUGUCCUGGAAGGAUUUAAGAAGAAUGAAGAAGCUCUGAAGAAAUGUGCUCAAGAUUAUCUAACCCGUGUCAAACAAGAAGAGCAGCGGUAUCAGGCCCUGAAAGUCCACGCAGAAGAAAAAUUAGACAAGGCCAACGAGGAGAUCGCCCAGGUGCGCACCAAGGCCAAGGCGGAGAGCGCGGCGCUGCACGCGGGGCUGCGCAAGGAGCAGAUGAAGGUGGAGUCCCUGGAGAGGACCCUGCAGCAGAAGAACCAGGAGAUUGAGGAGCUGACCAAGAUCUGCGACGAGCUGAUAGCGAAACUGGGAAAGUCAGACUGAGCCUCAGCGCCCCUCGCCCAGCGCUCUGCACUUGGCUGCUUUUCUCGUGACGUUGAGCACCUUGCCUUACCCCAGAGUCCCUGCAGAAAAGCUCACGUGUCCAGCUGCCCCUGCUCGGGCCUGUGGCCCCUGAGCAGAGCUGCUCCCUCCCUCUCCUGUCUGCUUCCCACAGCUCCGGGGCUGAGAUCCCUGCAGCCAGGCUGGGAAUCCUGUACUCAGCCCAGGCCUGUGUGCCCCUCCCAGGGCCUGCCACACUGUCCCUGUGCACCAGUGCCACCUCUCAGGUGGGAGGUGACACCCUGGGCUCUGUCCCCCUCUGUUGGGCUGGGUCUCUUUGUGUCCCCACUCUCUGUCACUUGCUGUCCUCACGUGCUCAGCGGAACAGGUCCAGCCACGUGCUGGGUCCUGCCCUGGGAUGUGGGUGAUGGCAGGGCUGGACCUGCUGGCCCUUGCACUGGGGAGGGGGCCCUGGCACCCCUGAAUUUUCACAAUUUCAGGGGUGAAGCACAGCACAGCAUCCCCCUGUCCCUGGCUGUGCCAGCCUCAGAGGAAGGGAGCUGACAUCUCUGCAUUCGUGCACUUUAUGAGCAUUUAUGGGCACCUGGGCUCUCUGCUCACUCCUUCCAGUCAGGCACGGUGCUGAUACAAGGCAUGACUUGUUGCCCCCAGAGCACUGAAACAGUCACAUAACCUGCAGUAACUUCAGUCCUCUCAGGGGAGAGUCCAGGGCAGGGGAGGCAGGAGUUUUCUGCACCAAGAGGUGUUUGAGUAGCUGGGGAGGUGUUGGUUCUGGAGAGCUGGGGCUGCCCACCCGUGCUCCCUUUGGCCCCCCUGCCUGUGGCCCUGGCCCCUGCAGUGCCUGGGUGGCCUGGUCUGGGCAGUGCAAAGCCAGGGCUGGUGCUGUUGAGUCCCUGUGCCAGGGUGAGAUCAGAGCCCCAUUUCAGAGGCUGCAGGGGGAAGGAAGUGAACCCUGAGCUGCUUCAUGGGUACUGCAGUAGCUGCAGUGAUGGAGGGUUCUCUGCCUGGAAUGGAUAGGUGUGAAAUAAGAGAAAUAUUUGCAGUUUGGACUGUUUCCUGCCCAGCCUGUUGAACACUUUCACAAACCUUUUUGCUGCUACUCUUUUUGUAACACAAUUGAGCUCUUUUCCUUCUAUUUUCUAAUUCCCUGUGUUGAGCGUGUAGAGCAAACACCUGUUUAAGCCAGAGCCAUACACUUGAUUAUAUUUUAUUAGUUAUAUAAUAUAUAGAGAGUUUAUUCUACACUUAAGCAAGGGUGUCAGCAGCCUGCCCCAGCACACAGCUUCCCAGCCUGUUCUCCACGCCCCCAGUUAUCCCAGUGACAGACUGGUCACGGAAGCCAGUGGCUGACACCACUCAAAGCAGUGCACCUGAUGCUUGUGCUGGAUAUUCACCCUUUGCACAGCUGACAGAAAAGAAAACCCCUUUUCCCCCCUCUCUUUUUAACCCCUUUGACCUCCCCACAUGUCCCCUUCUUGGGCUGGUGAAAAAUCUUCAAUCAUAUGACCCGCAAGGACAGUUUCUGUUCCCCUUUGGGAGUCUGUGCAGGUAAAGCAAACCCCUGAGACCCAGAGAUUCUUGGGCAGUUGGCUUUUCCUCUUGAGGAAGCAGAGUGCAGCAUUGCAUAACCUCUCAGAGCUGGUGACAGGCAGGUUCAGGGCUGGUUUCUGGUUUGGGGCCCUGGGGCACUGCCGUGCCCGCAGCACCCGCGGUGCCCGUGUGAGGCUGGUGGAGCCCAGGCGUGGGGGCAGCUCCCAGGCGGGGGCUGUGGCAGCCCUCAGCCUUCUGCUUUGCUCAGGGCCGUGAUGCUCGUGUGCUGCCUUGGCUCAAGGGGAGACAGUGUGAGGUCAGUCUCUCCUUGGCCCUUGGAGCUGAUGGAUAAUUGCAGAAGUUUAGAUUUCAGCACUUCCCCAGACCCCUGACCUGCACACAGCAGUCACUGCUGCAGCUUUCCCCUGUGGGCUGUCUGCCAAGCUCCACUGUGAGAACCCACGGGGCACAGUCCCCCACCCUCCUGUCCCUGCCCCGCGUCCCCGGUGCUGUCGCGUUCCUGUGCCUGUCCGCAUGCACCCCAGUCUGGGCAAAGAAGAUUCCUACGGAAUGAUUUAUUAACUAUAAUAUGGUUAUAGCUACAUAUAUAUAAAUACACAUAGAGUGGGUACAGUUAUAUCAAGUAGAAGGCGUGUUUGCCAACGGGCAGGGUGUUUGCACCUCGUGUGCCGCACUCGGACGUGCCAAGGUGAGGGUGUCCCUGUGCCUGGCACAGGGAAUGGCAGGUCCCUGUGCACGGUGUCACAGCUGGGUGUGUGUCGCCUGUUCCUUGCAGUAGACUUUAAAUGCCCUUUCUGGCAGCAGCAGGCCCUGUCCCUGCUGCUGGCUUGCUGUUUGCAGUGUGUGUUUGCCAGCAGAUCUGUCUGUAACCAAGUGCCAACCAGUAACCCCCAACUCCUGAUCUCUUCCCCCGUCCCUCCAGUGUGGCCUCCCCCAGGUAGGAACUUCCUCUGCAUUGACUCCUACCCCUCUGCUUCCAGCCAUGUGUGUAACUGCCAUCGCCAUCAGUUUUAUAUGUAUGAUAAUUUCCCUUUUAUAUGUCAGGUAAAUAUUUGUAAGAGUUAUACUCACACAAAUGAGAUUAUUAUAAUGAUUACUAAUAUAUUUUUUCCAUGUUUCAUUGCCUGAGUAAAAACUGUGUUUAUCACUCUUGAAAGCUUUCUUGGUGUUUGUGAAGUUGGUGAAGAGUUUUUGGAGGAGUUUGCUUUACCUUCCAGAACGGGUCAUGUUAUGCCUUGUCUUUAUUAAUGUGGUUUACAUGGCAGUUGGUUUCAAAUAAGUACAGUUAUCAUCUGUUCCUGAAA